Messenger RNA from Amphiprion ocellaris (clown anemonefish), 4352 nucleotides. RefSeq names its product calcium/calmodulin-dependent protein kinase Ib (gene camk1b). The coding region runs from base 185 to 1327 and encodes 380 amino acids. Gene Ontology annotation, cellular component: intracellular anatomical structure. Gene Ontology annotation, biological process: peptidyl-serine phosphorylation. The record is from RefSeq and is a predicted model, not a curated record. The transcript is spliced from 12 exons. NCBI's taxonomy places the organism in Eukaryota, Metazoa, Chordata, Actinopteri, Pomacentridae. Gene Ontology annotation, molecular function: calmodulin binding; ATP binding; calcium/calmodulin-dependent protein kinase activity.
UCCGCUGAUUGGUCCGCCGCCGUCCUGCCCCGAGGUGACGUCAGGCGGAGCGCUUCUGGUGAGGCUGCGGAGUUGAGAUUCAGAGACAGACGGAGAAAGACGCUCCGAGCCGGACGAGCAGGCGGACACAGCAGCUCACUGACUGACAACAUUCAGUAUUGUUUCUGACCGUCACAAUAAGAAGAUGCCACUGGGUGAGGACUGCCAUACCUGGAAAAAGAAGACCACAGAUGUGAAGGAGAAGUAUGACUUCAAAGAGGUCCUGGGAACGGGAGCUUUCUCAGAGGUGGUUUUGGCCGAGGAGAAGAGGACCCAGAAACUGGUGGCCAUCAAGUGUAUCCCCAAGAAGGCAUUAGAGGGCAAAGAAAACAGCAUUGAAAAUGAGAUAGCAGUCCUGCACAAGCUUAAACACACCAACAUUGUGUCCUUGGAAGACAUAUUUGAGAGUAAAUCACACCUCUACCUUGUCAUGCAACUAGUGUCUGGCGGGGAACUCUUCGAUCGUAUCAUUGAGAAAGGCUUCUACACAGAGAAAGAUGCCAGUAAACUCAUUCAGCAGAUUCUGGAUGCUGUCAAAUACCUCCACGACAUGGGCAUCGUGCACCGCGACCUCAAGCCAGAGAAUCUGCUGUACUACAGCAUGGAAGAAGACUCCAAAAUCAUGAUCAGUGACUUCGGUCUGUCUAAAAUUGAAGGUUCUGGCAGUGUGAUGUCGACAGCCUGUGGAACACCUGGAUAUGUUGCCCCUGAAGUCUUGGCUCAGAAGCCCUACAGUAAAGCAGUGGACUGCUGGUCUAUUGGUGUCAUAGCCUAUAUUCUGUUGUGUGGUUACCCUCCCUUCUAUGAUGAGAAUGAUGCCAAACUGUUUGAACAGAUCCUGAAAGCAGAAUAUGAGUUUGAUUCUCCUUACUGGGAUGAUAUUUCUGAUUCAGCUAAAGACUUCAUAGUGCAUCUGAUGGAGAAAGACCCAAACAUACGUUACACCUGUGAGCAGGCUCUGCAGCACCCCUGGAUUGCUGGGGAUACUGCACUGGACAAGAACAUUCAUGAGUCUGUCAGUGCACAGAUCAAGAAGAAUUUUGCAAAGAGCAAGUGGAGGCAAGCGUUCAACGCAACAGCAGUGGUUCGUCACAUGAGGCGUCUCCAGCUGGGAACAGGUCAGGAAGGACCAAGUCCCAACUUGCCAAGUCAGUGCCGAACUCAUCUACUGAUGCCAGAAGAAGAUGCAGAGGCUUGUUGUGAGGGAGGAUGUUCUCAGAACGUCGACGGCGGAGCAGACCCUCUGUCCAACUGCACCUACCGCUGCCACCCAACCAGCAGGGUGUGAUCCUAACCUGCGCCACUUACCUAUCUAAUCAACCCCAAGUCACUCUCUAAUUUUAACCCCCUCGGUGGAACCGGAGGCACUGUCCCCCCUUAUCUGGUUAGGAAUACAGCGUCAUUCCAACCUCUCGCCUGCAGGGGGAGCAAGCCUGUCCAGCCUGAGAAGGAAGACAUACAAUGGUUUGAAAGGUGGAGGAGGGAGACUUGAUGAUAAUGAUGAUGCACCAGAGCAGAUCAUUUUUGGGAUGAGUUAAAUCGGGGGGAAGAGGAUACUACUGAAGGAGGGGAAUCAACUUCCUCCACCAGCGUGUCUGUGGGAUUGUUUUUGCAGAAGCAGGACAGAGCUUGUUGGACACUGUUUUUAUUACUGAGUUAAUGAUUCAGCCUGUCUCUUUGUUUGUUUUAUUGUUUUGUACAUUUUUGUGUUGUCUUUUCAGCCUCCUACUGUUAGACUUUGGAGUGUAAAUCCAGCAAUGAUAUCUGCAUGAUCAGGAGAUAAUUUCCCAAUGCAUGUUUUGUUAUCUUUAAAAUAUAACCUGUUGCAGAAACGCAGCAUCGCAGUUCAGUGAUGGAGUGUCAGAGCGAUGGAGCAAAUUAAGUCAAACCUUGUAAUAUUACAAAUCUGCAUUCUGUCUUGAAGUCAUGCUUUUAGACAAUCAGCAACAGAAUAGUUUAUGCAAUGGAAACUCCAUUUAUCUACUAUGUAGCCUUUGUUGUGGCAAAACAAUGUUUCCAUGCUGAGGUUAGGCUUUUUGAGAGAAAAAGGCUUCUCUUGUCUCUUUUUUUCAACCCUAAACCUCUUCAACCACUCGAACACAGGGAUUUAUCUUUGUCUAAGGUGCCUUUAGGAUAUACUGUAUGAUGGGUUUAUUGUUGAUGGGUAGCUUCUGAAAAAUGUUGUCUUUUUCUGUAGAGUUGUUGCAACACAAAAUCUUUCUGUAACUUCAUAUUUUGUAUGUGUCACAUUAUCAGCUUUAAAAUUAUUUUUUUCCCCUCAAAAUUAACUGUUUUAGACUGGAGUCCUGCACACAAUUUGUAAGAUUUUGUUUUUCAUAAGCUCAAAAUGAAGAAUCUGAUUAAAAAUAUGCAUAAAAAUUACAAUAUGAAAUGAAAAAUUAACAGUAAUGUUAAAACUUGGCUGAGGAGCUUAAAAAUUAUAUUUACAGACACUGACUUUUGUGUGUUUAGCUUUUACUGAGGCUAAACUAAGUAAGAUUACAUAGGUUGUCUGGAUCCAAAAAGAGAAAAAAAAAAAAAACAAAAACCUGCAGCCAAAUUUUUAUAUGCAUCCCGCACCGUCUACUAUACUUGAUUAUAUAUGACUCACUUCAUCUUCACUUGACACCCAUCAGUACUUUUUAUGUGCAUGAGUAUGUGCAUCAUAUUUUUUCAUUCAUUUAGCUCCCUUUAAAAAAUCUGCAUAGACAAACACACAGCACCUGGCUUUUAAAAACAAUCUUAAAAUGUAAAUGUUGGGGAAUUGUGUUCAUUUAUACGAUUUAGAUGCACUGCGUCAGAUGUAGAAGAGCUUAAUGCAAAUUUCUUUGAAUAAUCCAUACUUUAUUCUCCAGGGCCUGUUGCAGCCACUUUCAAAGGCAGUGAAAGUGAAAAUUUUCCACUGAUGUGACCCUGCCCUCUGAUCACUUUGUUCUAGCCUUGUAAUAAUUCCCUUUCAUAUUUACACUGUUCUCGCUGAAGAGUAUAGACAUUUGAUACUGAUUGCUUAUGUUUGCAUGAUGUGGCUUGAAAAUGGUGAAUCUUUUUAAAAUUGUGAUAAUGUUACAGGUGCAAUGAAAUGAGUGCCAGUUAAAGGAAAGGUUUUGUCUUAUGUUUUACUCGUAAUUUAAAAUCCAGUCAUGCAAAGGAGUAAAGAGCAACAAAAUGUGAUAACAUUUCAGCCGGUUAAAGCAAGUUCAAUGUGUUGCUUUGAAAAGUAUUUUUGAGCUUUAUUCUGCAGCUUUGUUGCAUAGGCGUUGUGGUGUAUUUGGACUAUGAUGAUAAAGCCAAACUGUAAUUUUAAAAGAAGAAUGAUAUUUUUUAGAUUAUUUCCUUUAUGAAUUGUUUGUAUGUCAUGAAUUACUGUGACAGAGAAACAGCCAGAGAAGCAGAGGAAAUCUGACACAUGGAGACACUUGUCAUCUCCAGUCUUAUUAAUGUUGACAGAUUCAAUAUUACUGUUGAUCUCCUGCUAAUGAAAACAACUCUGCUAAUUUGAUCCGUUGCCACAAUUGCUAAUGACUGGUUUUGUCUCCUGCACUCUGAUUUAACUCCUGUUCUUUGCCUUCUAAUGUUAUUCAUUUUAUAUUAAGUUGGUUUACAUAAAGCUCUUUCUUCUGUAGAAUCAAUUUGUUUAAAAAAAAAAAUCUUAAUGAAAAAUGGCAAAGCCUAUUAAUGUACAGUAAGAGAAUGGUCUGCUGUAAGGAAAUAACAACAAAAAUACCCCAUCUUGAAUCUUUUUGUUUUGUUCCCUACUAACAAGUUGUUGUGCACAAGCAGAAAAACUUCAGAUUUUUAUAUUUCACUGUAAUGAAACAAGUGAUGCUGACAUGCAUAACCAUAUCCAGUAGCUGACCACUCUGUUAUUUGCUCGGGAAACAAGAAUAAUAUUAAAAUUAUUUAAGAGGAAAACGUCACACUGACCUCACCCUCAGAGGUGCUCACCUAGACGCUUUCAUGAUUGGCCACAGCGUCAGUUAUUAUAAUGCACCUAUGUUUCGUUCAUAGAUUUUACACAGCAUCAAUCUAAAAGAAAGAGAUGAUUUGCGUUAAUGUUUCUCCUCUGAUCGCUUAUGAACCGCUUGUAGAGAAUGAUGGUGUGUGGUAAAGUUUGUUGUACAAAUGAGUAUUUGUACCAUAAAUUUGUUGCCUUUUAAUAAAUACUGUUUUGGGCUACAGUACCGACUGUAUGCACAGAUGGAAUGCAUCGUGGGUUGUUGAAAAGUGACUAUUGCUUAGUGUGGAAGCCAGUGAUUUGUGCUUGGAACACAUUUGUAAGUGAAACAUACAUUAAAAUCCCUGUCUAUGCAUUA